AUGGAUAAAACUCGUGACAAAGUGUUUCGCCGUAAAGUGAUGUUUUCAGAUAGUGUAACCAGGAUACCUAAAGUGUACGAAAACGGACGCAAGGAUGGACCCCGUCCUAGGAGUAGGAGUGUAUUUACGAGUUCGCAUGCCAGCGACGAAAUGCCACCCAGAGAUAUCAUGCGGUACGAGGGACAGUCUUCGAGGCCCCCAUACGUGCCCAAACCGAUAACCGUCAAGAACUACUUCUCGGAAGAUUUCAAUGACAUAUAUGCCGACGACGGAUAUACAGGGGGCACCACGAUAAGCCCGCACGGAAUAAUAACGAUGCGCCUGCGCGACUUCAUCAGAGUGGACCUGUCGCUAGACCGUUCGAUUCGCAUAUCCAAUACCAAGAACGGCAUCGUUUUGGCUUUGAGCGCCAGCGGCAGUUCUUCGGGCCUCAUCCAUCCCAACGGCAGGAUGUACCAGUACGGAUCGAGAGUGGAGAUUAUGGCCAAUGAUAGUCAAGGAAAUGACAAGUUUGCGAAGAUGUGGUACAAAGGAGUUAGUUUCACCAGCAUUCAGUGCGCCCUUGUAUAUUUGGUCGAUUCCGCAGGAACACGCACUACUACUGAUUCCUUCAAUGAUUUGACGCACGAUUUUACCAUGAAUAUAUUCUACGAGGAUUCCCCGUAUUCCUACAUAGACAAUCCGAGUACCACUGCUACCACCCAUCUAGUUAACGAAGCAAUGGCAAUUUUGCAAGCAACCAACUGCUGGAUGACCGAAGACGGCACCACUAAUUGGAUCAUCAACAACGUCAGGAUUUCUCAAACUGCGGACGGAUUAGUAAGGGUCGGCAGAAACAGCAACAAGUUCUCGCUAAGAACCUCCCCCACGAACGGCUCCGCGUCAGUGUCCUCCCCCUACAUCCAUUGCACGGGGUCGAUGGGGCAAACCCGCCAUCUGUUCGUCAGAAGGGGCGAGCGACGCAUGCACUAUGACGGAUCGACUUUCAUUGUGCGCAACGCCGGCCAUUCUGCUGGGUUCGACGAGAAGCACCAGCUGAAGGUUUACUAGUCUCUCGAGUGUUUCUUCUUCUUUUUUUGCGUGUGGCGAAGCCUGUCAUUAGUUUUUUUUUUAUUUGGGUUGUUGCAAAGAUCUAAUAAUAUGUAAGCUACUAGAUGCACCCUUGCCUUACCGUCAACAUAAGAGAAAGGAUCAUUGAUUUGGCGAGAAGCACCAGCUGAAGGUUCACUAGUCGGUCGCCUCAUAGUGUUUCUUCUUCUUUUGUCCGGUCUAAAGAGAGAGAUUGAUUUGGUGGAGUUUUUCUGUCAUGUUGCUCUUGUUUAUCUAUCCUUUUCACUUGAAUGCGCUGAACAAAGAUAAAAAAGAUAAAUACACACUCAGUGCUUAGAAACUCUAACAGUUCUAGUUUGUUGCCGUUUAUUGGAGUGUAUUUUUUUAUAACGGAAAGGAGCAUUGAUUCGACGAGAAGCACCAGCUGAAGGUUUACUAGUCUGGGAGUGUUUCUUCUUCUUUUUUUGCGUGUGGCGAAGCCUGUCAUUAGUUUUUUUUUUAUUUGGGUUGUUGCAAAGAUCUAAUAAUAUGUAAGCUACUAGAUGCACCCUUGCCUUACCGUCAACAUAAGAGAAAGGAUCAUUGAUUUGGCGAGAAGCACCAGCUGAAGGUUCACUAGUCGGUCGCCUCAUAGUGUUUCUUCUUCUUUUGUCCGGUCUAAAGAGAGAGAUUGAUUUGGUGGAGUUUUUCUGUCAUGUUGCUCUUGUUUAUCUAUCCUUUCCACUUGCAUGCGCUGAACAAAGAUAAAAAAGAUAAAUACACACUCAGUGCUUAGAAACUCUAACAGUUCUAGUCUGUUGCCGUUUAUUGGAGUGUAUUUUUUUAUGACGGAAAGGAGCAUUGAUUCGACGAGAAGCACCAGCUGAAGGUUUACUAGUCUGGGAGUGUUUCUUCUUCUUUUUUGCGUGUGGCGAAGCCUGUCAUUAGUUUUUUUUUAUUUGGGUUGUUGCAAAGAUCUAAUAAUAUGUAAGCUACUAGAUGCGCACUUGCCUUACCGUCUUGAGGCCAACAUAAGAGAAAGGAUCAUUGAUUUGGCGAGAAGCACCAGCUGAAGGUUCACUAGUCGGUCGCCUCAGAGUGUUUCUUCUUCUUUUUUCCGGUCUUUUGAGAAAGAUUGAUUAGGGAUUGAAUUGGUGGAGUUUUUCUGUCAUGUUGCUCCUGUUUAUCUUUUUCACUUGCAUGCGCUGAACAAAGAUAAAUACAGGGUGAUCCACGGUGGAUAGCCUAUUAGAAGUAUCUGGAGUCCGAAAAGACAGAACAUUGAACAUUCUCUAUUCGUCUGAAAUAUUUUCAUCGAUACAGUGUUGCCGCUUCUAUCAGAAACAACUAGUAACAUUGAUAUUUCAAAUGGAACACCCUGUAUUUCAUUGCAUUUUUAGAUUCUUCCUCAAGGGCUGAUUUCAUCAAUGCAUCACACUUGGGGUCUAGCAGGAAUUAUCACAGAGAUAUAGGGUGUUCAAAAUCGAGAUUUUUCAAUUUUAGGAUUAUUUUUGUAUCGAAACUAUUCAUUAUCGAUCAAAACGGCUUGCAUGUCCCUAUCUUAACUUUUGAUUCAGUAUCUACUGGAAUUUAAUUGAAAAAAAUACAGGGUGAUCCAAGAUUCAGAAUUCUGAUCACCCUGUAUCUGUUCCAAUUAAAUGUCAGUAGAUAGUAAAUCGAAAGUUAAGAUAGGGACAUGUAAGCCGUUUUGAUCGAUAAUGAAUAGUUUCGACACAAAAAAAUCCUAAAAUUGAAAAAUCUCGAUUAUGAAUCUCCUAUAUCUCUGUGAUACAUCGAUGAAAUCAUCUCUUUAGGAAGAAUCUAAAAAUGCAAUAAAAUACAGGGUGUUACACUUGAAAUAACAAAGUUGCUAGUUGUUUGUGAUAGAAGUGGCAACACUGUAUCGAUGGAAAUAUUUUAGACGGGUAGAGAAUGUAUACACUCAGUGCGAAAAACUCUAACAGUUCUGGUCUGCUGCCGUUUGUUGGAGUGUAUUUUUCCAUGACUAAAAUGAGCAUUGAUUCGACGAGAAGCACCAGCUGAAGGUUUAUUUACUAGUCGGUCGUCUCGGACUGAUUCUUCUUUUUUUUUGCGUGUGGCGAAGCCUUACAUUAGUUUUUUCGGUUGUUGUUGCGAAAAUAUAACAAUAUGUAAACUACUAGGUGAUCUCCUGCCUCACCGUCAUGAAGCCAACAUAAGUAAUAGGAUCAUUGUCAUGGCUGAAUACUUAUCGGUGGUGUUCCUGCCGUCAUAGUUUAUCUAUCCUUAUUACUAGCAUGUGCUGAACAAAGAUGAAUAUACACACAGUGCGGAGAACUCUACCAGUUCUAGUCGGAUGCCGGUCAUUGGAGGAUUUUUUCCAUGUGGCGAACCCUGUCAUUCGGUGUUUGAGAUUGUUGCAAAGGUCUAAAGCGUCUCUUUCGUGCGGACCAAAGGAUAAAAACAGUUGCACAAUCACAUUACCGCCUUGACGUCGACAUAGGAGAGAGAAAGAACCAUUAAUAUGGCUGCAUAUGUUAUAAACAGUGAGUUAUAUUUCCAUAGAAUAGAAUCGGUGGCGUUUCUGUACUCGGGUCGGUUGCAAUUCGUUUAUGGUUAUAUCCAUGGCAACAUAAUUAUGCCCUUGCUGAUGAGUUAGAAGAGUAGUUGUUUCUUCGUUAUGUUAACAGAGGUUUAUGCCACUGGUUCUUAGUGUUUAUCUAUCCUCAUAAUUUGCAUAUCUUCAACAAAGAUAAAUAUACACUCUGUGCGAAAAACGUAUUUCCAAUGAAAUUCGCUAAAAGAUAAGUGUGGGAUUUUCACUAUAUCAGCUAAUUGCUACUUGUCGCCUCCUCUCUCUCUCUCUCUCUCUCACUCCUGGUCUUUGUUUUGAGUGGUUGCUACGUUUCAUCUUUCUCUAGGUCCGUUGUUUCGAUUCGAAAUUUCGACAUCUUCAAAUGGUGGUUGUCUCGUUGUGUCUCAAUCUUAUGUUGGAUCUAGUAGAGUAUAAUAUUAUUAGGUCUUUGGGUUAUUGUCUGAUUAGCUUUCUUUUUUGUCAGUGUUUGAGUGUAGUUUGCUUGUUCGAUGUUAAAUUCCAGUGAGUCAUAGGAAACUUGCCUCAUGAAUAGAAUGGAAUCUGUUUGAAUAAUAGCCGACGUUACUGUGUGUUUUGGGAGAUGAACUGAAUUGACAUUUGAUGGAUCUGGCGGCGAUUUAAAAAUGUAUUCAUGAAUUGACCAUACCCUUUACAUUAGGUGCGUUCGGUUUAACAAAAUCUGAGCCGAGCGAGCAGAUGCAGAUUUGGUGUCACGUGAUCACCUAGCAGAUAGAGCUAAAGAUAUUUAACGAACGCUCAACGAGGUAGUGGAUUGCGAGCGCCAGCUGUCAGAAGUAACAGAAAACAGAAACAACUCACUUAACCUCAUUACUUUUGAAAACACGUCAGGGCAACAGAGUUUUUUUGAAUGUUUGUUGUUUAUAUUUUGAAAAUUACUAGGGAAGGAAUGAUAUUCUGUCUCAUAUGAUCGGUCAUUAAAUGUGGAUCCAGGGCAGUUGUGAUCGCAUAUAUUACAGAUAUAUAAUUGAUAUGCUACCUACAGCAAAUUCGUCGGUAAUUCUGGCGAUUCUGGGCAAGGAGGAUUCUACAAAAUUCAGUUUCAGUGUUUCGUUUCCAGUUGAUCGAGUCUUUAAUUUUUCGACAUAAAAGAGAUAUAAUUUCAAUAACAUGUUGUUGACAUUGAUUUGUUGACAACUGACAACCGAAUAACCGAUCAAAUCUGAAUAAUCUGCUCCUCAAGGUGGAGCAAACAGAUUACAUCUUUCAGCUCGCUCUGACAAUUAACGAACACAGAGCAGAUUAGACAGAGGAAGUAGAUCUGAUUUAUCGAACGCUUUCCGAGCUAACAGAUGGAAUCGAGCUAACAGAUAUGUUAUAACCGAACGCACCUAUUGUAUUACGAAGUCAAUGAGGUGUAAAUAUUGAUAUGUGUUAACAUUUCGCACGGGCUUAGUAUGAUCUAAUUUCAUUGAAUCACUUUUAUUUUUCCGUCAACAUAUUGAUUGUCAAUCCAUACUGUACGUGUACCCUUAUUUGAAUAACAUAAUCCCAUUAAUUUAUAAGUAAUUCCUCUGAAAAUCACGUAGUGAUUAUGAAUGAAAUGAAACACUGCUAUCACUGCAGCUGCACAGACAACGUUGACAACUGCUUUGUGAUAACUGACAUAUCGUCGGUGAACUGGCAAAACCAAGUAACUGACAGAAAUUCGAAAAUGGGAUUCUGGCGAAAUCGGUCUAUCAUAUUGGUGGGGAUGCGUAUGCAAAACCUCACAACUGGUAAAAAAUUGUAAAUAUUUUGAAAUCCAUAAACACAACACAAACAAAAAAGUAUCUAACGUAGGCAACAUGAUUCACGCCUCUGAUAUUUUGUGCUCAAGUUUUUUUCACAGAGAUCAAUCUCUGCUAAUUGGUGAGUGACUUUUUAUAGAACAGAUAUAUAAAACAUUUUAUUCUUAACUUCAAUUGAUAUUUCAACACAGGAUGUGAGAAUUUAUCUCAAGUAUUUGUUGAGCGGAAAGUCCGAAAAAAUGAAGUUACGUGUUUUUGCGAAUUACUUUUCUGGAUGAUUGUUGUUGCUUUCGCACAGAAGCAGAUGUUUAAACCAAGUAUCUUACGCUGACAAACGUAAACAAUGACUUUUUUCAAUAAUCAAUGUACAAACGUAAGGAUGAUAAUAAUCAGGUGGUUUGUUACUAUUUUUUAUUGAAUCUGAUCGGUUAACCCGAAAUUAUAAAGUUUUUAGUGUCUCCUGAAAUUUUUGGUUUUUGCAGUUACUUGGUUUUGCGGUUUCGUCGACGAUAUAUCGAAUCGCCAUCUAUCGUGAUAAAGGCUAUGACAGGCUCAGUUGGCUAUGACAAAUUUUAUAAGAUUCCAUUCUAUUUGUGAGGGAAUUUUCUAUCCAGUGGAUCUUCGAUAUAAUACAUAAUAUUCUUUGGAAUAUUUUGGUUAGACGGUGUGGUGUGUAUUGCGAAUUGAUCGAAUCGGUUGGAUUUCUUAGAGCAUCAUUUUUAUGUGUGUUACAGGGUGGAUUUGAAUGAGGUAGCACAAAUCAUAGCGGUAGGUAGAGUCGAAAAAAUAUAACUACAGCAAACUGUUCCAAAUGUAUUUUUCAUCCUGUGUAAAUAAAUAUUAAUACUUUCCUAAAGUGUGAAAUAUGUGGAAUAUAUUAGGUACUGUAUGGUUCUCAUAUUGGUUACAACUUUAGACAAAUUAUGUGUCGUAGUUUCGAAUUUACUGAUGUAAUUUGUGCUACUUAAUUUGAAUACACGGUAACCAUCUUUUGUUGCCAACUAAGGGAUGCCAACCUAAAAGUGAGUAAUCUUUUACAAACCUUGACGUUGGUAUCAGUUUUCAUCAAUUGCUAUUGAAUUGAUUUUUACUUGAUUUGAUAUCAAUGAUUUCGGAUGAGUGCGAUAGUAAUAUUUUAAUUUUACAAAAAGUGUGAGAUUUACCAUCGUGUAGUGGGAAAUUUGUAAAAAUGUGCAGAGUAAACAGCUUACUGACUUUGACUGUGAUAAUGAAUGUUGUAAAGCCAAUGAUAAUCGAGUAAUAACGUAUAGAAUGUGAAGACAUGUCUCGAAAAAUUUGAAUCAAUAAAGUGACAUUGUGGU
Phaedon cochleariae (mustard beetle) is the source of this 6674-nucleotide messenger RNA. Lineage: Eukaryota; Metazoa; Arthropoda; Insecta; Coleoptera; Chrysomelidae. The record is from the annotation of a GenBank genome assembly.